Messenger RNA from Linum tenue, 1017 nucleotides. Lineage: Eukaryota; Viridiplantae; Streptophyta; Magnoliopsida; Malpighiales; Linaceae. The record is from the annotation of a GenBank genome assembly.
AUGGCGACGAGCGAUACGGAAAUCGCGACGAGUAAUCAACGGAAGUCCCCGGAGCGCAGCAACGGCGACAGGCUCAGCUCCCUGCCGGACGAAAUCUUAUCUCACAUUCUCUCUUUCCUGCAAACCAAGUACGCCGUCGGCACCGCUGUUCUCAGUCGGCGUUGGAAAGAUCUCUGGACUAGGGUUUCCAAUCUCGAUCUCGACGACAGCUUGGUUUACCGCCACCUGCCUCCGAACAACAAUGGCGCAUCAACGGAACAAAUUUCAGAGGUUCGGGGGAGGAGAGCCUUGGUAUUCUCCCGAUUCGUCGACAGGGUUCUCAGCCGGCACAAGAAUCUCGAUUCGGUGAACCGUUUCCGCUUACAGGUGAUGUCAGAUUUACGGUUGAAGAUGGAAUUGGGGUAUGGGUCUCUGCUUGAAGAAAUAGAUAUCGAAAUCCAGGGGAAAUAUGGCAGAAUCAGUCGUGAAUCUCAGCUUCCGGAGAGCGUCUUCAGUUUGAAGAAUCUGAAAAUUUUGAAGGUCGGGGGGAUUUUAGUUGCGAAUACAGAGGGUUCGGUUGUUCUUCCUAACCUAAAGAUAUUACAGCUUGUGAGAGUACCGACCAAGGACUCUGAAUCAUUAAGCAGGCUCAUUUCUGAUUGCCCCGUUCUAGAGACUGUUCAUCUAGAGCUGUGCUACCCCUUGUACUUCGAUGAAAAAUGCAUGCUUAUUGCUUCAUCACCAUCUUUGAAGAACUUGACUAUUAUCCAUCAUGACCGCUACACUCCCAUUGGGAUUGAAGCACCCAAUCUAGUGCAUCUUCAUCUUCAUCUUCAUCUUCAGCCUAUCACACCCUUUACGGUGCUACGGUUUCUUGGAGGGAGUAGAGUGUUUUCAUGCCUUGAUUCUGCGUGGGUUGAUAUGUUCUGGGACCCAGAUGACCCAGAGCAUUGUAUGAUUGAGUUGCUCAACCAAAUCUCCAAUGCAAAGAGAAUCUCUUUGUCUAACGAGACUCUUGUAAGCAUCAACAUGCCCUAA